CUAUAAAUAUGACUUCCAUCAUCUCCCUCAAGAGCACAGGAGAAAAUGGCUUCGGUGAAGAGCUCGGUGGCGGCGGCGGCGGCCAUGGUGAUGGUUGUCCUAGUUUCAUACGUUGCUGCGGUGCCUGGAAUUGCAACCUUCUACACUCCUCCUUAUAUUCCCUCGUCGUGCUUUGGAAACGAAGAUAGAGGCGUGCUAAUAGCGGCAGCAGGCGAUUCUAUAUGGGAUAACCGCGGGGCUUGCGGGAGGAGUUACACGGUGAGCUGCACCGGUGGAACCAAUGAUGUUCCAAACCCUUGCAGGGGUGGCAGCGUCACUGUCACUAUCGUUGACUAUUGCCCGGGAUGCGCAAGUAGAGGUGUCACCAUGGACCUCUCUCAGGAAGCUUUUGCGAUGAUUGCUAAUCCUGAUGCCGGAAGGAUCCAAAUUGAUUAUAACUAGGCUUAAAAACAUCUGAAAAGAUUAAAGCUAAUAAAUAAGGAAGCAUGAAGACUUCAAACUCUAAUAAAUAUCUGUAAUAUUUAUAUCAAGAAUGCAUUACAUUUGUUCUUGAAGGUUCAUCAAUAAAAUAUUAUGUUGGUGCAUUAGAAAUAAAUAAA
Messenger RNA from Zingiber officinale, 599 nucleotides. Its product is annotated as EG45-like domain containing protein. The transcript is spliced from 3 exons. Gene Ontology annotation, cellular component: apoplast; cell wall. Bases 46 to 441 code for a protein of 131 amino acids. Gene Ontology annotation, biological process: systemic acquired resistance. The record is from RefSeq and is a predicted model, not a curated record. NCBI's taxonomy places the organism in Eukaryota, Viridiplantae, Streptophyta, Magnoliopsida, Zingiberales, Zingiberaceae.